UGGUCGCAGAAUCUUUUAGACGCAGUCCAAACACAGCCUCCCAUCCUCAGAGAGUGAAGCCAUGAGCUUGCAAUGUUGCUUGGGAUUGGGAGGGACGACCUUCCACACCCUCAAACUCGCAGCAAUUCCAUCAUCUUACUCUUCCAUUUUCAGACCCCUCUCCAAAACCCUAACCCUAGACCUCCUUCUCCAUCCCCACCAUUCUCCCCGAAGGCCCUCACUUCCACUUUUCGCCAGAGCUCUCUCAGCCCCAGCCAUCCAAACCACAAUUCCCGAAGAUAAAGUUGUGAAACCUCAAUGGAAAGCGUCCAUAGAUUUCAAGUGGAUUCGGGACAAUAGAGUCGAUGUUGCUGCCAACAUUAGGAACCGACAUUCCAAUGCUGACUUGGAACUGGUUCUUCAACUGUAUGAGAGAUUGUUAAAUGUUCAGAAGGUUAGGGUUUUAUUACAUCUCCAUUGUUUUCAGGGGUAUUUUAAUUGUUGGGCAAUCUGUUUUGUUGAUUGUUGAGUGUAUCAUUGUUUGGAUUUCUUUUAUUGUCAAGGACAUUGCAAUAAGGACAAAAAUAUUGAAAAUUUGAAAUGAAGUGAUAACUAAAACCUUGCCAGAAAGUCUUAGUUUUACCAUCAUAUGAUAACUUUCGAUUGAAACGAGAAACAACUUUUUAGACUCUGCAAAGUUAAGAAAGGCCUCAAUUAACCACCGUGGUUUAAUGUCAAAAUUGUCACUAAAUCAAUUGGAAGAGCAUUGUGAUGAAAUUAAGCUUUCUUCUUUGUGUGAGUUUGAGAAGACUUGUUGAAGGUGCUUUUCAAUGUACUUACAUGACGAGUUGUGUGUAUUGUGGAGAUGUUUUGUUUUCACGUGAUAUAAGAGUAUAGAGAGUUCUAUACCAGUUGCAUGCUAACCUAUGCAAGUCUAAAAUUUAUCUUGUUAAUGAGCCAUACUCAUAAGAAUGUGCAAAAAUUUCUUAAAUUUGUGCAUGAGUGACUGACGCAGUUUUGAGACUUCGAGCCUUACACCUUGUGAGAAUUUCUUCUUUUUUAACCCUACAAUUGUUUGAUGCAUUUUCAAGAAGCUUUGGCCUAAGUUGAGUCAGCGAGUCUUGAAAUUGUAUUUGAGUCCACUACCUCGAGGC
Camellia sinensis is the source of this 1133-nucleotide messenger RNA. Lineage: Eukaryota; Viridiplantae; Streptophyta; Magnoliopsida; Ericales; Theaceae. The record is from RefSeq and is a predicted model, not a curated record.